CUUGACACUAUAGGUGGAGUAUUCAAAGAAAAUGACACUAAGAUGACCAAAGAGGACGGAGCUGGGCACGUGAAUGUAGACGAAGUAAAUGGCGAUGCAGUGCAUCACAAAGCAGAACUAGCAUCAAAAAUACGUGAAGUCACUCCACUGAAGCCAGCCAAAGGCAAUGUUCACUUCAAAAUUCUGGUACCAUCGAUAGCUGCUGGUGCAAUCAUCGGCAAAGGAGGUGAAGCAAUAACAGAAAUUCAAAAUCAAACAUCAGCCAAAGUGAAAAUGUCCAAAGCAAAUGCCUUCUAUCCAGGUACAACUGAACGAGUGUGCUUAAUUGUUGGUACUAUUGAAAGCAUACUCCGUGUAUUUCAAUAUAUAUCUGAAAAAAUUUAUGAGAAACCAGAAUCUGUUCCGAGAACUGGCUGCGAAGGUCGAAUACCUACUGAGAGGCAUAAACAGGUCAAGAUUCUAGUACCCAACAGUACUGCUGGCAUGAUUAUAGGAAAGGGCGGCAGCUUCAUUAAAGAACUGAAAGAUACAACAGGAGUAUUUAUCCAGGUUUCCCAAAAGUCUAAAGAGCUUAAUUUGGCUGAAAGAUGUGUUACUGUGGCAGGUGAACUUUCUCAAACACGUGAUGCUAUCGCUCUGAUCCUGAGUAAAAUCGCUGAAGAUCCUCAAUCAUCUAGUUGCCCAAAUAUAUCUUACUCUGAAGUAAUAGGACCAGUUGCUAGUGCGUAUCCCACUGGUUCACCGUAUGCUUUAGCAGUAGGGUCACAUCCAGGAUUACCUACAUGUGGAAUGGGUUUCAGUUCAGAUGUGCACUUUCGAACUGCUCCAGGUUCAAAUUCCAGUUUUUCACCUCCACAAAUUAGUUCUCUCUCACCAAUUAGCCCAACUACCUCAAAUCCAGCUUCUGUAUCUAUGUUUAGUGCGAAUUCAUCUUCAGCUGUUGCUGCUGCUAUGGCGGCGAUGAAUGCGGUUGCUGCAUGUCCUCAAAAUGUUAGGUCAUCUUCAUCAUCUACAUUAGUCCAAAACGGUGGUCGAGCCCUCAUGGGUCGAGGUGUCUCCAGCACACACCAUCAAGCUAUUUCUCAUACUCCUCAUAGUCUUUUGGGAUCUGUUUCAACUCAUUAUGGAACUAAAAUACCUACUACGUAUGCAUCCACUGGACCUACUACAAUCUCUUCAACUAAUUCAAGUGUUGGUCUUGAAGGUAUACGCAGCGUUUUAAAAAGUGCUGGUUAUUCUGAUGUAGCUACAGAAGAAAUUGCCAAUGCUAUGGAUGUAUUAAGUCUGUAUGGUUUCAUCUCUAUGUCUAGCCUUACCGGAUGCAUUAAUUCCUCAUCAAUGGUUAAUUCAUCUACAAAUAAUAAUCAUCUUCCUAUGAAUUCUAAUGCACUAAUAAGUGGAUUAGGAAAAUCAUUUUCCAACUAUGAAUCUGGCGGUCAUCAAUCUCCAAUCUUUUCAAACAGCUUCCAUUCUAACGAUCUUCCAUUUCAUAAUUUUCGAAAUCUUGGAACAAAUUCUAUUCAAAAUUGCACUAUUUCACAGCCGCCCAAUCACAUGUAUAUGCAUAGACGAUCGUCAUUUUCAUCGUAUCAACCUGUCAAUAUGAAUUCACAUUCACGUGCUGCUGCAACUCACUUAACCGCUACAACAUGUGAUAAUGUCAUGAUGAAUAACACUGAAAUCAUUCCGUUAAUUAAAGACUUGAAAGUACAAGAUUCAUUAUGUGUUUCCUCGGAUCCAACUGUUUGUUGUGGUUCAGUUGAUGAUAGUCAUAAUUUAAAUGUCACUGCAGGACUUUAUUCCUCGUUAACCUCGAAUGAAAGAAUUGAUGCAAAAAGCACUACUACACAAUCCCCAGUUUUAGGGAUUCGUGCUGUUUCUCCAGUCUCCAACAUGUCAAUUAAAAGGAAUGGUGGUGGUAUACUACCAGAUAGUCCUGCUAAUAAUGGUUUAGUUCUCCGUCGUGUAUCAGAUGGGAAUGUUGGUGAAGAACUAAAUAAGAAAAAUGGUUUAUGUUGUACAGCAAUAACAAUAACAGCAACAGCAACAACAACACCAGCAACAUCUGUGACGAAUAAUGAUGCUAGUCGAACGAAUAGUUUAUGGAAUCUGUGACAAUUUCCUUUUUUUUUUUAGGUAUCUAAUUUUCUAUGUUCAAAUAUAUAUAUUUCUAUUGACAUUCAAAUAUAUAAACAACAACAUAUUACUUUACUCACUUGCUUCUUCAUAACUUCUUCAUAACAAAGGAAAUACCUCAAUCUCAUUCAUUGGUGUAUCAUUGUCAUCAUCAACAUCAUCGUCAUUAUUAUUAUUAUUAUUAUCAUUAUUUUGUGACUGUCAUUGGUUAUCUGGGUGUGUGUGUGUGUGUGGAGUGAGUGAGUGAGUGAGUGUUCAUCUGCUUUCUGUCAACGCACAUCCUCCUCCUCAUCAUCAUGAUGAAUAAUUAACUCUGAUAUCUCUGAUGUUUUUCUUUUUUGCUUUGCAGUUUGAGACUUCUUGAUGAGUAGUAGUGCUUUUUUUAUCCUGUUUUGUUUUUUGUUGGUUUUGUUUAGAUUUUUCCAUUUUUAUUGUCUUUCCAAGUAAUACAUAUAUUGCUGUUAUUAUAUAUAUACUCACAGUAUUGUUGUUUGUGUGCCUUCUAAAUGACUAUCACCAAAUCAUUACACAUGAUGAAUCAUAAAGUUAUCCCAUUCACAUUAUACUACUUGGAACACCACACAGUAUAUAUAUUGCCAUUUUUUGUUCUGAUUUAAUUUUUUGAGACUAUUAAACAUCAUUUAUCAUGAUUACCUUAUUAUAAUAAAUAAUAUGUAACCUUUUGAAAGACAAUAUAGAAUACUUCAUGUUUAUCAUAUAAAUAUUCAUGUUUACCUAAGAAAACAAACAAACAUAAAUACACACAAACACAAAUGCACAAAUGGCAUUAAUGCACAUACAUGUUCACUAAUCACCCAGUGCUACCUGCUAACAUCUCUUCAUCUUUAUCUCCAUAUAAAUGCCUUUUUUUGACACAAUAGUAGUCGUCGUCUAUCACAUAUUUAUUAUUUUUUGUGUGUGCUUAGUCUUCAUCAUAUUGGACGACUGAUGAAAUGGACUUGACACCAACUACUCUGUCAUAUUUGUCUGUCUUCCCUCACAUAGUCUUUCUUUCUUUCUAACUGGUUGGUGACGGUUAAUCAAAUUCCUAUUAUCAUUAUCAUUACUAUUAUUAUGUACCUGGAUACUUCGCGCGCUUCGUUUCCCGCCUGUUUCCUUGUAGUGUUAUCAUCUCAUUGUCUUUUUAGCUGAUAAAGAAGAAAAUCUUCUUCUCUCUCUCUCUCCCGUCUCUUCAUUGUCACAUUGUUCACUUGAUGAAGAAGAAGUACAUUUCUUUCAUGUUUUCCUAGUGCCUGCCUGAUUGAUUUACGAAAAACACAUUAAGAGUUAGUUUCAUUUCAUCGUGUGUGUGUAUGUGUGCGUAAAUCAUCAAAUGUUAAACUGUGUUACACAAUAUGCCUUCUGAAAUUCGUCUCUGCUUUCUCGAAUAGCCUGUGAUAUCGUAUUUGUCGUCAUUUUCUUUUCCUGUGGAGUCAGUCUUCCGUCUUCUGCGAAAUCAUACCUGGAAGGAAGGAGCAAAAAAAGCGCAUCUCCUACUCCUGCUCAUUCAUCCAUCAUUAGUUAGAGAAGCAUCUCUCAAUGCUGAUUAUAUAUAAAAGCGGUUCCAUACUAUCUCUAUCAUGGGAUUUCUUUAUUAUUACAAUUAUUAUUUUUACUCGUACUACACUUCACAAGAACAUAUUUAUUUACUUAUUUUUAAUUCGUCAGUAUACUAUAUAGUUUGGUCCUUUUUUCCCCCUCGUCUCGUUUCGUUCACAUUUCAUUGUUGGUGGUGAUCCCAUAGUGUGUGUUUGUUAUAAUCGCUAUAAAAUUAUUAUUGUUAUUUAAUUAUUGAAGUACUCUGUCUGAUGUCAGUUGGCUUUUCUUUCUCUUUCUUUUUUUUACAUAAACGUCGCUCUUCACACUCAUUGCUUUCCAUGCUUUAUUCGUUUGUACUACUACUACUUUCCUUAUCUUUUAUUUUGUCACCAAUUUCUUUAUGCAUCCAUUAUGUAUCCAUUAAAUAAUCUCCUUUCACAUUUCUAUUGUGUUUGCACACUCACUUAAUCAAAAACAAAACAAAAAAGUAUUUUUUUUUAAAAAAAAUAUUUCUUUUAUUCCACUUGACAUAUUACUCUAUUGCUCUUUUGCUUGUGUGUUUGCUUUAGAAGUCGUUCUCCACACACAUACACACUACUUUCCUAUCACAAAGUACACAUCUGAAAUAGUUAAACACGUUAUUAUUAUUAUUAUCAUCGGGAGGAUAUCUCUCAUCAGUUUUCAUUACCUUUGUGCUGCGCUUGUGUUUGUCUCUAUUUACCCAUAACAACAACAACAACAAGUUUUUCCGCUUCAUUGAUACAUCCCUUUCACUCUCUUCAUUGUUAGUUUUGUUUUAACCUAAAAGAAUU
Molecule: messenger RNA, 4487 nt
Organism: Trichobilharzia szidati
Lineage: Eukaryota; Metazoa; Platyhelminthes; Trematoda; Strigeidida; Schistosomatidae
Source: the annotation of a GenBank genome assembly